CCGCGGGCUCUGCUCAUGGGGCGAGUGCAGCCUCGGCCCUCGCUCCCGGACGGAGACCGCACCGACGGCCCGGGCCUCCGGGCCCGGACGGGGAGCAGCCCGGGCCGGGCCGGGCCAGGCCAGGUCCGGGGGCUGAGCCGCAGCCCGGCUGUCGCCGCAGUCGGGGCAACAGGAAGCGGGCGGCGGCCCGGGGCCCGGCGCCUUUCCGGGGGAAGUCGAUUAUUGUUUAAGGCGCAGAGAAAGGGAUCAACUUCCACAUCCGGUCGGCCAUCGCCUCAGCGUGACCUGGAAAAGCUUCAGGCCGCCCGCGCGGGGAGCGGGAGCCCGGACCGACCUCCCGCCACAAGGCGCACCUACCUCGGCCGCCGGCUGUGGCUCCGGGCGGCGGCGGGGACCGGGCGGCGGGACGGAGGAGGACGCAGGCCCCGCGCUGGCACCGAGCGCAAGGCGGACCGCGGAGGGCGAAGGUGGGCGCACGUGACCCGGGCCGCGCGCCCGGGCCGCCGCCGCCAUCUUGGUGCAGGAGUGAAUGGCGCGGCCGUGACGGCCUGAGGUGGCCCGGAGACGGGACAUGACGGGACGGGGCGGCGAGUGAGACGAAGUAUGUACAUAAUCCAGCUGCUUUUGAAAGUAAAUAUAGAAGGGACCACUUCUGUUCCAAACAGUUGAGAAUCAGAGGUUUUUCAAAAUGCCUGCAGUUUCAAGUGAUGUGAAGAAAUUGUACCUGUCCACGUGCUUGGCUGAUCUCAAUAAGAAAGCAGAAGUGAAACUGGAAAAGAAAAGCACCAAAAACAUUGUUGCGAGUGCCUGUAAAAUUUUCAAGGCUGCAGAAGAAAGUAGGUUGGACAGAGAUGAAGAAAGAGCUUAUGUUCUUUACAUGAAGUACUUAACGGUAUAUGAUCUAAUUCGGAAAAGGAAUGAUUUUAAACAUCAGCAGGACUACUAUGUUUCUUUACUUGGCCCUACAAGCUUCAGAAAAGCCAUAGAAGAAGCAGAAAGACUUUCUGAAAGCCUGAAGUUAAGAUAUGAGGAAGCUGAAGUACGUAAAAAGCUUGAAGAAAAUGAUAGACUGCAAGAAGAGAAAAGCAAAGAGCAAGAAGGAACAAAAAGCAAGGGACAGGAUAACAGUUUGAUAGCAGCAACCAGAGGUUCUUCGGGCCAGGUUGGCAUUAAGAAAGGAAACCUAAAGGAUGACAGUGUGUUAACCAACAUCAAAGAAUCCAGUACAGAGCACAUUGGUUUGCCUCGAGGCACAAUCAAUGCAGAAAAGCUAUUUGCAAUGUUGCAAGAUGAAAACACUGAGGUGAUCAUUAUGGAUGCUCGGAGUUCCAAGGAUUACCAGGAAUCUCACAUACAUAUGGCCAGGUCAUGCUGUAUAAGUGUGCCAGAGGAAGCUAUCAACCCAGGCAUCACUGUUAACCAGAUAGAGUUGAAACUGCCAGAAGAAUCAAAGGAGAUGUGGAGAAAGCGGCAGUUUGUUGAUUACAUUGUUUUGUUGGAUUGGUUCAGUUCCAUCAACCAGGUGAAAGGGGGAACUGUUCUUCAGAGCCUCAAAGAUGCACUUUAUAAGUGGGAUAGCCAAGUAAUUCUUCGGAGUGAACCAAUGGUGUUGGAGGGUGGCUAUGACAGCUGGCUUCUCUGCUACCCAAUGUACACCACUAAUUCCAAAGUGACUGUUCCAAAGGAAGAAUCCUAUACAGCUGUCCAAGUCUCCUUGAAUUUUAGUUACCCAUCCUUGGAGGAAACCCCUCCUCCUUGCCCAUGCUCUGGAGACCUUGAUGAAGGGAAGGCAUUCCAAGAAUUGGGAAGUUUUAAUGGUAACUUAUCUGAGCCAGAAGGGACAACAAAAGAAGUCGCCAUAGAAACGAGUAAUGUGCCUAAUGGUGUACCUGGUGCAAGAGGUCCAGUAUCAACUGGUGGGCAACCCGUUGCAGUGAAAAUCAUUCCACAGAUUGAUCGAACUAAGAAACCUGCACUAAAAGUGCCAGAGAGGUCUUGUUCUGGUACAGAAGGUCUACCUGUUCACAAUGGACCAGUGAUACCUGAUCGGUCAACAAAGCCAUGUGUGGAGCCACAAAACCUGUUAACGGAUGAAGAAAUAAGUCAGAUCCAUGCUGAAGCAGCAUUGAUCAGUGAAAAGGCCAGAAAAGAAAAAGAACAGCGUGGGCGAAGGCAGGAAGAGCAAAGGAGAAAGGAACAAUUAGAGAGAGAAAAGGAAAAAGAACAGCGUGAGGAAGAAGAAAAGGAGCUUAAAAUAAAAGCAGAGCAAGACAGACAGAGCAAAGAAACUGAAGAACAGAGAAGACAGGAACUGGAAGACAGAUGGCAGAAAGAAGAAGAUGAAAGGAAACUAUUAGCAGAGCAAGUAAAGAAGUCUCUGGAGGAAAAAGGGAAAACUGAAAGUCAGAUAAGAGAGCAGGUGGAUGUGAGGAAAGAUGUGCAAGAGCAACCUGUACCUGAGCCCGAGGCCAGCAGCUCUAGUAGAGAAAAGCAGGCACAGCAGCAAGACCUUGGUCAAAAGAAGCAGGAAAAUGGAGGCCUGCAAUCAACAGUGUUUAAAGAGGAUGAAAGAACAAAUGAACCAAGAGAAAUGUUAACCAGAGCAAGAAGUGAAGAAAUGGGUCGGACAGUUCCAGGCCUGCCACCAGGAUGGGUGAAGUUUCUUGACGUGGUAACCGGAACCUAUCGAUACUAUCAUUCACCAACCAACUCUGUUCACAUGUACCCACCUGAAAUGGUGCCAUCGAUCACACCACCUGCAACACCUCCAACUCACAAAGCCAAACCGCCAAGUGUAACAGAUGCUGAUGUUCCCAAAUUGAAACGUUCCUACUCCUCGCCAGAUAUUGCUCAAGCAAUUCACGAUGAGCAAAGCAAGGUGAUAACAACCAAACCAGUGCCCACAGUCAACCGGGAAACAAAACCCUCUGUCUGCAGCAAAACUGAAAUCUCAAGCCCUUCUGCUUCUCAAAUCAGAAACUUGAACCCUGUGUAUGGAGGUCUGGGCCGAGCCCUGACAGGUCUGCGCAAUCUUGGCAACACCUGUUACAUGAAUUCCAUCUUGCAGUGUUUGUGCAACACUCCACGACUGGCCGAGUACUUCAAUAAAAAUUGUUACCAACGAGAUAUAAACAGGUCAAAUAUUCUUGGUCAUAAAGGUGAGGUGGCUGAAGAGUUUGGUAUAAUAAUGAAGACCUUGUGGUCAGGGCAAUAUAAAUGUAUCAGUCCACGAGACUUCAAGGGACGCAUUGGGAAAAUAAAUGACACGUUUGCAGGAUAUGUGCAGCAGGAUUCCCAGGAGCUGCUCCUUUUUCUCAUGGAUGGGCUUCACGAAGAUCUAAACGAAGCUGAACGGAAGAGGUACAAAGAGGAGAAUAAUGACAGCUUGGAUGAUUCAAGAGCAGCUGAUCUGGCCUGGAAGAAGCACAAACUUCUCAACAAGUCCAUCAUUGUGGCUUUGUUCCAGGGCCAGUUUAAAUCGACAGUACAGUGCCUGACUUGUCAUAAAAGGUCCCGAACUUUUGAGGCUUUUAUGUACCUAUCUCUGCCACUUCCAUCUUCUAGCAAAUGUUCUCUGCAGGAUUGUCUCAAAUCAUUUUCCAAAGAAGAGAAACUCACAGACAACAAUCGCUUCCACUGUAGCAACUGUAAGGCUCACCGAGACUCCACAAAGAAGCUGGAGAUCUGGAAGCUGCCCCCUAUCCUACUGGUGCAUCUGAAACGAUUCUCUUAUGAAGGGAGAUGGAAACAAAAGCUGCAGACAAAUGUUGACUUCCCAUUGGAGAAUCUGGAGCUGUCAAACUACGUGAUUGGUCCAAAGAACAAUGUGAAAAGAUACAAUUUAUACGCAGUGUCGAACCAUUAUGGAGGACUGGAUGGAGGACACUACACAGCAUACUGCAAGAAUGCAGUGAGCAGCGCUGUUCAAGUUUGAUGACCAUGAUGUUUCGGAGAUAUCUGCUUCCUCGGUGAGGUCAUCAGCUGCCUAAUUCUCUUCUACAGCUCGUUGGAGCUCUGUGUAGCUGACUUAGCCACAUAGCAGCAUUCCGUGCUCCACUGUACUCUGUUAGUGUUAUACCUGCCUGCGUUGGGCAUGUGAUUAGAAAGACUAACAGUAUAUAACGCUGGAGCAAAACACUUUGACGAUGAGAGCUUAACUGGAUGACUGUCCAUUGUACUUGGAGUAUCUGCAUCCUAGAGAGGCAAACUUUAGUUAUGUAACAGAAUUUAAAAUCUCUAUUAGAAUGAUUACAAGAAUGUCAAAUCCUGUUCACUGAGCAGAGUUUGUAGUUUGCAAUAGUUUUCACAAGCCGGGAGUUUCAUUGCCCAUCAGAUUAUCUUUGCUGCUACACAAGACAGAAGUACGUCUGAUUCCCUCCAAUAACUUCCUGUUGUAUUGGCCUUUCUAUAUCAGUUUAUAGUCAAUCUUUCUGUACUGUGGAAAAUAACUGGGGAGUGCUGUAAACUGGUGGGAUUAUAUCUGUACAUAAUAACUGCAGACUGCACAAAAUGUCUGUGUGUAUAUAAGCUAUAAAUACUUUUAAAAAGUAAUACUUUUUUUUUGAAGUAAUGUUGCCUAUAUUUCUACCUAAAACCAGAGGAAGUGCUUAAUUGAAGAUGUAACUGUGCUGCACCUGAUCUUAUCCAAAAGUUGUAUUGCAAAUUAUUUUCAAAUUUUUGCAAAAGCUCUGCGUGUAAAAUAUACUGAACUGUUAAUUCAAAUUACCUGUCUGACUUGCUAAUGAGUGACCGUUCUGUUUAUUAGGGGACAGUUUCCACACUGGUGCUGACAUGAUCCAAUGUAAUUGCUUAAAUCUUUACUGAUGUACCAGUGUGGCCAAGUUUAUCUGCAGUGAGGAAGGCAAAGAAAAUUGUGUGUAAUGGAAUGUUGGUCUUGGGUUAGAAGGGAUGGAAGUGAUAUUACAGCUCAAACCCCAUCCAUAGCAUUGGAUUCACUUCUCAAAGCACCAGAGGGGGUAUGGUGUGGAUUCACCAGAGGGAAACGAGCUGAAGAGUUUGCACAGUCCAGUCCUGUGUUCCAUGAAGUUUUAAAGUGAAGGAGUAAUUUAACAGCUGUUUAAUGUGUACAAAGGAUGUGGAGCUAACCACUAUCCUUCCCCACUCCCCACACCACCUCCAGACCCUGACAUUAUGGUUCCCUCCCAGUUACCGAGGGUUACAAGACCACUGUUGUAAGAACAGGAGAAACCAGAUCUGCUUCAAAGGAUGGGGGAGAAAGGUAAAAAAAUUUCCUCUUGUGGGGGAGGCUCAAGAAAGUGGUCCAUGUUACAGCCAGAUCCUGCCAGGGUUGUACAGAAUUUCAAAUUACUCUUGAAAUCAGUAUUUUUCAAAUAGUAAUUUUUACUAUUUGAAAAAAGUAAAAAUAAAAUUGAUCAAUUAUUGAGCAGUGGGUAUUGGGGGUUCCAGAGCAGUGGAGUAACUGACUGUGAUCGUAUUGAGGAACGUGUGAGAGAUGAUCACUUCCCGUGGUAUACCACCUCUCCCUCCCUUGGGCUUUUAUUACAUCCCUGAGGUCACAGUAAGUGAUUAUGUAGAAUUACUUUUGGCUUUGACUGAGAUGAUCUUGCUGUUGUAUUCCCCCGUUUUUCUUUCAGUGGAAGUCUUGCACUGCAGUUUGUUGAAGUUAUUUCUCAAUGUCAGGAGAUUGACUGUUUGCUUAUCCAAAUGUUAUCAAUGACAAAGCAACUUAUCCCACUCCGAGUGUUAUUCUACAAGCUGCACAGAAAGCAAUGUUAAACAGACAGCAAUCCAAGCAUUUAAUCUGAAAACACUCCUCCCAAAUGGAGGUUAUAAUCUAAAGACUAGGUGAUGGAUAACAGUCUAGAAUUACCAGCACAUGUUCUACAGAAUUGAUUUUUCUCAAAAGGAUUUGCAUUGACUCUUUGUAGUAGCAGACAAAUAAGCACUCAAAUUAAGUUUCUCACUGAUGUCUCAUCUCAUGCUGGAAUUCACCCCAUCCACACCAACACAUAGUGGUCUUAAAUCACAUCAAGGAGCGGAGCUGCCAGCCUAGGUCCAAGUUUUAUUUAGAGGAUUUUACAAUUUGCUCUCCUUGCUUGACCUCUUAAUAAAUCUGUAGCCCAGUGUAAACUUAGAGCUGCAGCAACACUAAAUAUUUCAUUUGGAUUACUAAAAUAUUGACACUCCUUUUUUUUGAAAUUAUUAAACUUUCAUAUUGUUGAAGAUUAUCUUUCAGUGUGAUUUUAAGAUUUUGUUAAUGGGUGGGAACAGGACUUGUGUGGGCUAUAAGACACUUCAUCUCAUCCACCUAUUUCUGCAGCAUCUCUCAUAUUACAAGCCUUUAAAAUUUGUUAUUUUAAUACUUCAGCUUGGAAGUUUUGUUCCUGAGAUGAGAUGUUUCGUUAGCACUUUUCUGUAUUUUCUCAAUAUUAAACAUGCCGAUUCAACUGAU
Pristis pectinata (smalltooth sawfish) is the source of this 6433-nucleotide messenger RNA. RefSeq names its product ubiquitin specific peptidase 8 (gene usp8). Gene Ontology annotation, molecular function: cysteine-type deubiquitinase activity. Gene Ontology annotation, cellular component: postsynaptic density; extrinsic component of endosome membrane; extrinsic component of plasma membrane. The transcript has 20 exons. Lineage: Eukaryota; Metazoa; Chordata; Chondrichthyes; Rhinopristiformes; Pristidae. The coding region runs from base 689 to 3934 and encodes 1081 amino acids. The record is from RefSeq and is a predicted model, not a curated record. Gene Ontology annotation, biological process: endosome organization; Ras protein signal transduction; protein K63-linked deubiquitination.